Messenger RNA from Alligator sinensis (Chinese alligator), 894 nucleotides. Its product is annotated as 17-beta-hydroxysteroid dehydrogenase type 6-like. Bases 1 to 894 code for a protein of 297 amino acids. The transcript is spliced from 6 exons. NCBI's taxonomy places the organism in Eukaryota, Metazoa, Chordata, Crocodylia, Alligatoridae. The record is from RefSeq and is a predicted model, not a curated record.
AUGUGGCUGUACCUGGCGGCCCUGCUGGUGCUAUACAUCCUGUGCCUAUGGUACCGGGAGCGGCAGGUGGUCGGGAACCUCCCGGACAAACACGUCUUCAUCACGGGCUGCGACUCCGGCUUCGGGCACCUGCUGGCCAAGCAGCUGGACGGGCGGGGGCUGCGGGGGCCAUCGGGGAGGCGGCAGACGGUGAUCCUGGAUGUCACCUGCUCCGACAGCAUUGCUGCGGCCAGUGCCUGGGUGAAGGGGCAGGUGGGGGACCGAGGGCUUUGGGGGCUGGUGAACAACGCUGGCUCCAGGACCCCAAUUAUCCCCAACGAGUGGCUGAGCAAGGCCGACUUCGUCAAGGUGCUGGACGUGUACCUGGUGGGGCUGAGCCUGCUGCCCCUGGUGCGCAGAGCCCGGGGCCGCAUCGCCAGUGUGACCAGCGCAGCGGGCCAACUCUCCAUAACUGGAGGUGGCUACUGCCCUGCCAAGUACGGCAUGGAGGCCUUCUCCGAUAGCCUGAGGCGCGAGCUUUGCAAUUUUGCGGUCAAGGUCUCCAUCAUCGAGCCGGGCGGCUUCCGCACACCCAUUUUAGAGGCCCGGUGCAUCCGGAAGAGCCUGGAGCAGGUGUGGAGCUGUGCCCUCACCGAGGUCAAGGAGGCCUACGGGCAGCAGUACUUUGACCGCUACUCUGAGACCACCAGAAAGCUCAUCCUCAUCUUACCUAGUGACAACCUCCGCCUGGUCACCGACGCCAUGGAGCACGCGCUGACGGCCCAGCACCCCCGCACCCGCUACUCCUGCGGCUGGGUUGCCAAGCUCCUCUCCCUCCCGCUCAGCUACCUGCCGACCUCGUGGGCAGGCCUCGCGCUGACCUGCUCCCAGCCCAAGCCUGCCCUGGGCAUCUAG